AUGCUUUUACUGAUAGAACAGCCAAGUACCAAGCAACAUGAUGCUACCGGAUCUGAUACACGAAAUGGACAGCAUCUUCUAGAAUACAGUACACCUGAGGAAGAUGAAGAACCGGACAGUGGCGAUGUAAUUGCACCAACAGCUGUGAAGAAAACAGUAUCUUGUGCUCAGAAAUUGGAUCAGUUCUUGGUUGGCAAAUCAAAUUCAUCUGAAUAUUCGGAUCGGUGGAAACGUGAGUUCAGUGAACGACCGUCAUGGUGUGAUGCAGACAUGGCUUUGCAGCAAAUUAAACGGGGUAAAGCACGUGGCAACAAGGCAGCUUUAUAUUCGAGAAGUUUAAUCCAAAAAGCCUUAUUUGCUUUGGGAACAUUUGUGCAUCAUCAUGCAUGUCUCGUUAUAUUCACUGUUGUAAUGUUCUUCGGUUUCUGUUGUUGUGGGUUACAAUAUGUUCGGAUCGAAACAGACAUCGUCAAGUUAUGGGUUGCACGUGGUGGCCGACUAGAAGAAGAGCUUAAUUUCUUGUCAAGAAUAGAGAAAUUGAGUUCGGAUAAAGCGCACGGUGAAACUGGUCUUGGUGGUGCCUAUCAGGUUGUGAUACAUACUCCUAUAGUUGAAGGUGAUAAUAUACUUACGCAAGAAGGCUUACUAGAACAUGUCACAAUUUUGGAGCAGAUUGCGAACUAUGAAGUGAAUGUCGCUGGCGAGAAUUGGACCCUUGCGGAUCUAUGUUUCAAACCACCGUCACCGAAAAUUGACAACUUGUUUGCGUCUCAAUUUUUACCACUUAUUGAUAAAAUAAUACCAUGCAUUUGGAUUACACCGAUUGAUUGCUUUUGGGAGGGAUCAAAAGCGAUUGGACCACAUCCCAGUAUUGAAAGCAGUUCGCUUGGAUUUGGGAAAGAAUUUUUGACAUCACUAUCAAAUGUGGACACUUUAUCAUGGUCAAACAUCGAUCCGCAAGCACUUCUGGAUGAAUUGGCCGAAAUUUUGGACUUAAAUAAUUUCAACAGUUUUUUCCAUCGGGCUAAUAUAGGCAGAGGUUAUCUUGACCGCUGGUGCAUUGAUCCACUCAAUCCGGAGUGUCCUAUUGGAUCACCUAACCACUUUGCUUUUUGUGACCUGAUCCCUAGAUUUUUGGAAUAUGCAAAGGAAAAGGAUUUUGAAAUACCGGUUGAUCCAGAAUAUCUUCAUCGUGAGGAAGAAAAGAAAAAUCAAGACGAAUACAGUCUUUUUCAUUUCUUCAGCAAAAGGCAAAAGAGGAGCCUGAGAAAGUCGAUUGGUAAUUAUUUGAGCGUAGACGAAAUGUCAAAUUAUACAAAUCAAGCUGAGCUUUCCUUUAGCGAAGAUAAAACUGUUGAAACGAAUGAAACGAAAUAUGAGACCGUUCAUUUCAUUUCAAAGCAUGCCGAAAAUAGCACAGAUAACCAACAAAUUCAAACUCCAGUGGAAGCAGAAUCUACCGUGUCAUCAUAUCGUUCACCAGGAACAACAACAAAUCCAAAAAGAGGUUCAGUCGCUCAUCAGGAUGACAGUGAUUUUCUGUAUGACGAUGAUGAAGAUAAAGAAUUUAAUUUAAAUGCCGAAAUUUGCGCGAAAUAUGCACGACCUUUUUCGGAAUGGCUUCGGAAUAAUACGGAUAAGUGGCAUGAGUUCCUGAAAUUGCAUGAAAUGCCUAUACUUCCUAAGUACGGUGAAGUAAUGACUGGUGGUUGUCAUAGUUUCGCGAAAGAUAUCAUGUCAUGGCCACAGGAUCUGAUUAUUGGUGGCGUUAAGAUGAAGAAUGGUACGAUUAAAAGUGCGGAAGCUUUGCAAAGCGUAUUUUUGGUUGCUUCGCCCACUGAUAUAUAUAAUCGUUUCAAGGAUGGUGAUAGGAUUUAUUCAAAACCAAAUUUAAAUCUAAUGCAAUGGAAUGUGACUGUGGCAGAAAAUGUGAUAAAAACGUGGCAACGUAACUUUACAAGCAAUUUGUACAAUCACCAAUCGAACUUUGUCGUCGAUCAGAAAAGUGAUUCAAAAAUUGUCCAUCGUCGCAUACACCCAUUAGCAUCAACAUCAGUGACCGAUAUGUUAGAACAAUUUUGCAAAUUCAAUUACAGCAUCAUUUUUGUCGGAUACUUUCUGAUGCUGAUCUAUGCAUUGCAAGCUCAAAUGAAAUGCCAUGGAUGCAUGUUAGCUGUUGAUUCAUGCAUAGGUUUGGCUUUUGCUGGUGUCUUAACAGUUACCUUUGCAUCAGUUGCUGGUUUAGGCCUUGCCACAUGGUUAAGUAUCGAAUUCAAUGCUGCUACCACUCAGAUAGUGCCAUUUCUAACACUUGGUAUUGGAGUGGAUAAUAUCUUCCUGUUAUUGCAUAAUUAUCACAAUGUAAUGGAAAAUGUGAAGAAGGAUGAAGUCGGUAUGUUAAUGAAAGAAACCGGUAUGAGUGUUAUGAUGACAUCCAUCAAUAAUAUUCUCUCGUUUCUUGCCGGAACAUUGUUGCCAAUCCCUGCAUUACGUGCAUUUUGUGCGCAGUCUUCUAUUCUUCUGACUUUUAAUCUAAUUGCUGUGCUUACGAUUUUCCCAGCAAUUAUAUCUAUUGAUUUAUGUCGUCGCAAAAGUUUCCGUCGAGAUGUUUGUUGCUGUUCGGUGACAAGGAAUUCAUUUGUGAGGGAAAGCAGUUAUAUGAUUGAUGUCGGUGUCAAACCACAUAUUCAAGAAAAAUUAACAGUUGGUGGAAUAGUGCCUUCAUAUCAUAAUCUAUACUCCUCUAACGAUCAUGGUGAUGACAUGGAGGACGAUAUCGUUAAACCUUGGACUCUUCAUGCUUUCCUUCGGCAUUACUACAUACCGUUCUUGAAAAAGAAAAUAGUUAAGAUAUUUGUCAUCAUGACCUGCUUGUGUUUGUUAUUUGCCGGAUUAUUUGGAUUGCACAACACUACGUUUGGUCUUGAAAUGAGCGAUAUAUUACCCGAUCAGACAGCCCCGGCUGCUUUUCUGAAAGCUCGGGAUCGUUAUUUCAGCUUUUACCCGAUGUUUGCUGUAUUACGUGGACCGAACGUUGAUUAUGCCAAAAAUCAGCACAAAAUCGAUAAUUAUCGUUUGAGUAUUGGCAGUUCUCCUUUUGUCGUAAAAAAUAGCGAGAACGAACCAAGCGAGAAAUAUUGGUUAUCGGUGUUACGGGUUUGGCUGAGAAAUUUGCAGCAGAAGUUGGAUCAGGCAAUAGCCGAUGGUUUGAUUGAUUCAUCAACGGGUGCAGUUGUGGGUGAAGAAACUGAUUUUACGGGAGUAACCGAGAAAUUGCCGACUGAUGUCAAUAUUGCAUAUCGAUUAGCAUGUAGCUAUGGAUAUACGUACAAUUGUACCGGCCGUAUUGGGAGAGUACGUUUUGUAGAUGAAAGUGGAACGAUUAAUAUUGAAAGUUUUUACAACUAUUUAACAGCCUGGUAUAAUUCCGAUAAAAUCAUGUAUCAUAUAUCAUUAGCUUCAUUCAUCCCUUCACCACCGGAGUGGACGAUCGAAGAUAAAACAGCUCGCUUAGUUCCGCCAGCAGGUCCAUUUGAAUACAGCCAAAUACCCUUUUAUCUCACAAAUCUAUCCAGCACACCAGUUAUCAUCGAAAUGGUUAAAGAAAUUCGUACUAUUUGUGACGAAUUCAGUGCUGAUGGUCUACCGAAUUUCCCAGCUGGAGUUGCAUUCAUAUUUUGGGAACAAUAUUUACAUUUGAGUACCAACCUUUUCCAAGCUAUUUGUGUAAUAGCAUUUGCUGUAUUCUGUGUGAUCUCUAUUAUUAUAUGCAACCCGUGGGCUGCUGGCAUUAUUUUAAUAAUUUUGCUGCUAAUGACUGUUGAGCUCACCGGUUUCCUUGGUUUGGCUGGUAUCAAAUUGAAUCCUAUCUCAGCUGUAACAGUUAUCACUGCCGUUGGUAUUGGAGUGGAAUUUACUGCACAUGUUGUGCUGGCAUUUUUGACAUCACUUGGUACCCGAAAUGAUCGAAUGGCAUCUUGUAUCGAUCGUGUUUUUGUUCCUGUUAUUCAUGGUGCUUUUUCAACACUGCUUGGGAUUAUUAUGCUUGCUUUUUCGGAAUUUGAAUUUGUUGUGAAAUAUUUUUUCGUAGUAAUGACAGCAUUGAUUUUUAUUGGCGUUAUCAAUGGUCUUGCUUUGCUACCGGUAUUAUUGUCACUUAUUGGACCACCAAGUGAGAUUGAACCAUUAGAUGGAAGUCAUCGCUUGUUUGCUCCGCCGCCCAUACAUCGACGGAUACGACGGACAGUGCAAGAAUCACAAGCACAUCGACGUAAUUGUUCAGAUGACAGUAAUACCGCUACCCUUGGAUCUGAAAAUUGCAGCACAAUGCUGUUAAUAUCGCCACCACGAAGCGGUAAUGGUGGCUCAUCGGGUACCCCACGGCUGGUUCCAAAUAGUCAUGCUCGAUCCGCAAGUGCUCAUAUUGUAUAA
Loa loa (African eye worm) is the source of this 4431-nucleotide messenger RNA. RefSeq lists its product as hypothetical. The transcript has 26 exons. Bases 1 to 4431 code for a protein of 1476 amino acids. NCBI's taxonomy places the organism in Eukaryota, Metazoa, Nematoda, Chromadorea, Rhabditida, Onchocercidae. The record is from RefSeq and is a predicted model, not a curated record. Gene Ontology annotation, cellular component: plasma membrane. Gene Ontology annotation, biological process: smoothened signaling pathway. Gene Ontology annotation, molecular function: hedgehog receptor activity; smoothened binding; hedgehog family protein binding.